Messenger RNA from Magnolia sinica, 2654 nucleotides. Its product is annotated as AP2-like ethylene-responsive transcription factor BBM. The record is from RefSeq and is a predicted model, not a curated record. The transcript has 9 exons. Gene Ontology annotation, molecular function: DNA binding; DNA-binding transcription factor activity. The coding region runs from base 232 to 2376 and encodes 714 amino acids. Lineage: Eukaryota; Viridiplantae; Streptophyta; Magnoliopsida; Magnoliales; Magnoliaceae. Gene Ontology annotation, biological process: regulation of DNA-templated transcription.
UUUACUUAGGUUAAAAUGUCUCCUGCUCUCAAUUUCUAACCUUUCCUCUUCUCUUCUAGACCCGAAUGACCAUCUCUCUGAAACCUACCUAUUCUUCUCUUACUCAUGGCUUCAGUCUCUCUUUCAUACACUAACUGAACCACAGCCCUUCCUCUCCAUUGAUUUUACAGAAACCCCAUAAAAAAACAGUCUUCUCUUAUUCCUACAACCUCUUCUUUCUUACAACCUUCAAUGGCCUCUAUGAACAAUUGGUUGGCUUUCUCUCUCUCCCCUCAGGAACUCCCAUCACAGCCUCAAAACCAUGCUCCACACACUGGCUCUCGACUCAUCUCCGGUGACUCCGUAUCCCGCUCCGGAAUCGCCUUCAACUCUGACGAAGUCUCUGGCGGUGAUGUCUCCACCGACUGCUUUGACCUUGCAUCGGACUCGACAGCCCUAAGACCAGAUGGCCAUUUUGGUAUUUUAGAAGCAUUCAACAGAACCCAUCAUCCCCAACAAGAUUGGAACAUGAAGGCCAUGGCCAUGAACUGUGAUACAAGCUUCAAGACAAGUUCUGAACUUUCGAUGCUGGUCAGCUCCACUGGCAACCAAACCCUAGUCCACGAGGAGCCGAAGCUCGAGGAUUUUCUUGGUGGGCAUUCAUUCUCUGAUCAUGAAGAAAAACUUCCUGGGUGCAACGGCAUUCCACCCUCAUAUGAUAAUUCCGGGGAUUACAUGUUCUCCAACUGCUCUCUACAGCUUCCGGCCACAACAACGGAAAUGUCUACAAACGGCAACAAUUCCAUCGGAUUAUCAAUGAUCAAGACCUGGUUGAGGAACCAGCCUGUACCAACACAUAUGGAGAAAAAGAAUGAUGCAGGGAGCAAUUGUGGAACGGCGGUGAAUGCCGGAACCCUAACUAAUGCGCAGACACUGUCACUUUCGAUGAGUACUGGGUCCCAGUCAAGCUCUCCAUUGCCACUUCUUGCUGCAAGUGGGACAGGAGGAGAGAGUUCAUCUGCCGAGAAUAAGCAGAAAACUGUUCUUGAUAGCCAGACUGGUGCUGUAGAAGCUGUUCCCCGGAAAUCUAUUGAUACGUUUGGGCAGAGAACAUCUAUCUACCGCGGCGUAACAAGACACAGGUGGACUGGUAGAUAUGAAGCUCACCUAUGGGACAAUAGUUGUAGGAGAGAAGGACAGACUCGCAAGGGUCGGCAGGUUUAUUUGGGUGGUUAUGACAAAGAAGAGAAGGCAGCUAGGGCUUAUGAUUUGGCUGCUCUCAAGUAUUGGGGUUCAACUACAACAACCAACUUUCCUAUAACUAAUUAUGAAAAGGAGUUAGAGGAGAUGAAACACAUGACCAGGCAGGAAUACGUUGCAUCUCUUAGAAGAAAGAGCAGUGGCUUUUCUCGCGGUGCUUCUAUAUAUCGUGGAGUCACAAGACACCAUCAGCACGGAAGGUGGCAAGCUAGGAUAGGAAGGGUUGCAGGGAAUAAAGAUCUUUAUUUGGGCACUUUCAGCACUCAAGAAGAAGCUGCUGAAGCCUAUGACAUUGCUGCUAUCAAAUUCCGCGGCCUAAAUGCAGUAACAAACUUCGACAUGAGCAGAUAUGAUGUAAACAGCAUAAUGGAGAGCAGUACAUUGCCAAUCGGGGGAGCGGCAAAGCGUCUGAAAGAGGCUGAGCAGACUGAGACCAGUGUGAAUGGGCGAAGGAUGGAUGAUGAGAAUAUAACUUCACAGCUGACUGAUGGAAUCAGCAGCUAUGGAUCUCACCAGCACGGGUGGCCCACCAUCGCAUUCCAACAGGGUCAGACACUCAACAUGCAUUACCCUUAUGGUCCGAGAGGCUGGUUUAAGCAAGAACAAGAUACCAUCACUGCCCACGGGCUGCAAGAUCUUCAUCAGCUUCAUUUGGGCAACACACACAACUUCUUUCAGCCUUCGGCUCUGCACAACCUCAUGAACUUGGAUUCUUCAUCUUUGGAACAUAGCUCCGGAUCAAAUUCAGUUAUUUACAGUGGUGGCAGCGGCAGUGGUGGCGGUAGCAAUGGAAGCUUUCAAGGAGCUGUGGGUGGAACCAAUGGCUUUGUUAUGCCUAUCAGUACAGUGAUGGCUGAUCAAAGCCAUCAACAAAAUCAAGCGAGUUUUGGAGAAAAUGAAGUGAAACAGCAGUUAGGUUAUGAUAACGUGGUGGCUCUCACUGAUCCAUACACCGGAAGAAACGUGUAUUAUCAGUCACAGCAAUCACCUGGUUCUGUGAAGGCUAACAACAGCUAUGACCAAAACUCUGGGUGUAAUAGCUGGAUGCAAAACUCAGUUCAAGCUAUUCCACCCAGGUCGAACAAUCUGGCUGUUUGUCCUGGGGCUCCAGUUUUCAGUGUAUGGAAUGAUACAUAGGGUUUAUUAGAAGAAAGGAAGGAGAAAAGGUAGGACAUAGAAAAGGGAAGAGAAGGGAGGAAUAGAAGAAAGGGUUAAUGGGGAAACAGAUGUACACAAACUUCUAAACUUAGGCAAGGAUUGGACUGAAGUUGAUAACAGCAAGCGAGAUUUGAUGGGGUUUUUCUUCCUCAAUUGCUGUUAAUUUUGGAACUUCGGAACGGAUAAAAUCCUCAGACUGCCUUAUUACACCCGGUGUUGUAAAUCCGAAAAAAUAAUUUUUGAUUAUGAUACAUGGA